AGCUGGACCAGCUGGGUUAGCUAGCUAGCUGGGUUAGCUAGCUGCUCCCGCCUCCACGCGCUGCUCCCGCCUCCACGCGCUGCUCCUUCCCACUCGUCGCUCUGACAAGAGGGCCUCCUUACGCAACGUCGUGCUAAAAUUGUCCGGAUUGUUCCAAAGAGGAACGGCAAAGAGAGCUGCACCGACGUGGAAAAAGGUGUGGUGUGAUGAGGCAGAGUGAGCAUUUACCAGCCUCUGACUUUAGAGAUGCUGCCACUAAUUACUAAACUCACCAGAGUUUACUGCUUGUUGCCAUGACAACAGAUGAAGUAAGUCUAAAUACUGUCCGUAGCGCUGCUGUUUAUCCAAUGCUGAGCAGACAGGUUGGACUCUAAUCUCAGCUCAGUGUUUCCUCACAUUCCCCACACUGAAAAGAUUCUGCUGAAUCAGCAUUAUAUUUGUGUCCAACGUUUCUCUUGUGUUAAAGUUCUGUUCAUCAGGGUGUUUUAUCAGCGUUUUGCUAAAACCUGCUCUUUUUCAGUCCUAUCAGAAAAAAAUUGUAGAAAAGUGAGUUGAACAUACUUUUUUCCGCUGCAUGUUCAUGGACCUGCAGCUGCACAUUUGUAUUGUUCUUAUAGAAGAUGAAUAAUAACAGCAGCCUGUCUUCUGCUCCCUGUUGUAUGAUUAUCAUUGUAUCAUCACGAGGUGAGUGUUUCUCACCUUCUGCAUCCUCUUCAUGUGAGCAGAGCAGCUACUUUCAGACUGUUUAUCUCUUUCAGCUCUGUCUUCCUGUGCUAUAACAGCAGAGGCCGGUUUGGACGCCAUCUUGGUCUGGUUGUUCUGAUGAAGGGGACACUGUAACGCCUGUACGAUGCUCGGUCGCUCUCAGCUAAUGGACGCUUGCCGACUCCUUCUCACCAUCUUUGUGAUGGCAUCUCCAUCUGAAUCUAUGGAAAUCCAGGAUUGGGUUCAGGAUCAGCCUUUGUGUGAGGACUGUGACAUGGAGUCCUUUCUCCUGCUGGAGGGUGAAGCCUUUUAUUCUGUGCCGUACAUCGUUAAAUACCUCAAACAGCCUUUAAAUGUCACCUGGUACAAGAAUGCACCCAAGGUUGAGUUCAUCUCAGCUGAUGUGAAGGACAGGGUCCAUUACCAGGACUCGGCACUCUUCCUCUUAGACCUCGUCCCUGAGGACUCUGGGGUGUACGUGGGAAGGCUCGUGGAGCCAUCAGGACAGUGUAGCAACGCUUUUCUAAAUGUCACCGUCUUCAAAACGAGCUAUAAAAACAACAGCGACGUCUUCUACGGAAAAAUCCAGACUUCAGAUAUGAAUCAGAAGGUCUCAUGUCCACAGGGUGUUGAGAAAACAUGUGAUGACCUAAAGGGAAACUUCACCUGGUACAAGAACUUCACUCUGAUUCAAGGUGAACACAACCCUAACCUGUGGAUUAUGAAGGCGACCCGACGCGACCAGGGCAUCUACACCUGUGUUUGUAACUUCACUUAUAAUAACAGGACGCACAUCUCGUCAGGCUGCAGGUUGCUGUCAGUGAAAGAGUCGGGAGGAGGAGCCAGCUACAAUAUAAUGAUCCUCUCUCCAACCAGCGAGAAGCAAAUAUGUGACGAAGGCGCCAAACUCAAACUGAGCUGCUCAGUUUUCUGUGGAAAUAAUGUUGACAUUUGUGAAGCUCGUUGGUACAUCAACGGAAAACGCAUCGACCACAUGGACGGAUACAAUCAGAGCACUGUUAUGCUCGUGGAGCCAUCAGGACAGUGUAGCAACGCUUUUCUAAAUGUCAAAAUGAGCUAUAAAAACAACAGCAAUGUCUUCUACGGAAAAAUCCAGACUUCAGAUACGAAUCAGAAGGUUUCAUGUCCACAGAUUGUAAAGAAAACAUGUGAUGACCUAAAGGGAAACUUCACCUGGUACAAGGGUGUCGGGCUUUGGCAGAUGUCGGACCCACAUGCACAGGCAGACAACAGGAGACACGUAUCGUUAGCGUAGAAUGCUCAGUCUCUAUUCGAGAAAAAUCUCGAAUGGUAAGUACAGGAGGAACAGGCUCAAUCAGGUUCAGGGACAGGCAGGGGUUCGGUAACAGUUCGACACAGCAAAGGUACCAGGUGAGGAGCAGGCUUUCUCAGAGUCAGACAAACAGAUACGUUACCAACGUUCAAGGCAAAGGCACAGGCAGAAGUCAGGGACAGAAACACGAUCUCGAGCUAAGUAGACAAUCAAAGAUAUGCUGGAAUGUGGUGGAUAUCAUGCAACAAUCUGGCAGAGGUAAAAGGUGAGUGCCAGAGCCUUUAUACCUUGAUUGAUUACAAGAUACAAACCGGCUGCGGAGUCAUGUGACCAGGAGCGACCCCAGAACAAAAACACAAAGACAGGAUGUCAACAAAAUAAAACAGGAAAUACAAAACGGCCCCAGGAAUCAUAACACAGGGAUGUAAUGUUGUUUUUACUGCUUUUCCUGCAGAACUUCACUCUGAUUCAAGGUGAACACAACCCUAACCUGUGGAUUAUGAAGGCGACCCGACGCGACCAGGGCAUCUACACCUGUGUUUGUAGCUUCACUUAUAAUAACAGGACGCACAUCUCGUCAGGCUCCAGGUUGCUG
Betta splendens (Siamese fighting fish) is the source of this 2594-nucleotide messenger RNA. Its product is annotated as interleukin-1 receptor type 2-like. The record is from RefSeq and is a predicted model, not a curated record. The transcript has 10 exons. The coding region runs from base 851 to 1981 and encodes 376 amino acids. NCBI's taxonomy places the organism in Eukaryota, Metazoa, Chordata, Actinopteri, Anabantiformes, Osphronemidae.